Neolamprologus brichardi is the source of this 1572-nucleotide messenger RNA. The record is from RefSeq and is a predicted model, not a curated record. NCBI's taxonomy places the organism in Eukaryota, Metazoa, Chordata, Actinopteri, Cichliformes, Cichlidae.
GGUCUGUGUGUCAGUGUGCACCGUGCGCACCGGGCGUCUGUCCUUCUCCACCUCACCGAGGAGUCGUGUUAGAUUAAAGCGGAGAUUCACCGGCUGUGUUUAACACUCGUUUUAAAGAAGAAGAAAAUAAAAAUGGACCCGCUGGUUGCUGCUAUUGAUCAGGGCACGAGCUCCACGAGGUUUCUGGUGUUCAAUGCAAAAACAGCUGAACUGAUCAGUCACCACCAAGUAGAGAUCAACCAGAGUUUCCCCAAAGAGGGGUUCUCCAACAUCAAAGCGGUGGGAGUGACCAAUCAGAGAGAGACGACCCUGGUUUGGGACAAAGACACCGGCGAGCCGCUCUACAACGCCAUCGUUUGGCUGGACCUUCGUACUCAGUCGACGGUAGAGAGGCUCAUUAACAAAGCUCCGGGAAGAAACAAGAACCACCUCAGGCAUAAAACAGGCCUUCCCAUCAGCACUUACUUCAGUGCAGUGAAGCUGCGAUGGCUGCUGGACAACGUGGACGAGGUGCAUGAGGCUUUCCUGAGCCAGCGUGCCAUGUUUGGCACAGUGGACUCCUGGAUCAUCUGGUGUCUGACAGGGGGAAAGAACGGCGGGGUCCACUGUACAGACGUUUCAAACGCCAGUCGCACCAUGCUCUUCAACAUUCACACCAUGGACUGGGAUCCUGAACUCUGCAGGUACUUUGACAUCCCGAUGGAAAUCCUGCCCAGCGUCAGAAGCUCGUCUGAGAUUUACGGCUGGAUGAAAUCCGGCUCACUUGCAGGAGUUCCAAUUUCAGGGGUAAGAGCUUUUCCCUCUUAUGCAACUUUGUUUAAUGAGUCACAUUUGUCUGUGUUCAGCUGCGAGGCUGUCGCUGUGCUGGAGCAACGCAUGGCUCCCUCCCACUUUUUUUUUUUCUGGUAUGGGACUGGCUGCUUCCUGCUCAGAAACACGGGCACCAAGCCUGUGAUCUCAGACCACGGCCUGCUCACCACAGUUGCCUACAAACUGGGAAAAGACGAGCCGGCCUGCUAUGCCCUCGAGGGGUCUGUGGCCAUAGCAGGGGCAGUGGUACGGUGGUUGAAGGACAACAUGGGGAUGGUGCAGUCGUCCUCAGAGAUUGAGAAACUGGCAGCGGCAGCGGGAACGUCGUACGGCUGUUACUUCGUGCCAGCUUUUUCGGGGCUCUACGCCCCCUACUGGGAGCCCAGCGCAAGAGGAUUUCACCAAAAAUAUUAUGAAAAUGAAGAAUUUUUGCAUUUAAAUAGCAACCAGAAUACAGGAAGUGAUGAGCCUGAUCGCUCUCAGGGCAAACAUGUCUCUCUGUCACUCUCUAACCAUCCGUCUUACGUUGCCCCAGUUCGACCCACCAUGUCCGAGACCACAGCUCUGGGUGUAGCCAUGGCGGCGGGGGCAGCAGAGGGCAUAGGCGUAUGGAGCCUGAGUCCCGGUCAGCUCCCACAUGUCACAUCUGAGAGAUACGAGCCUCAGAUAAACCCUGAGGGUAAGACUGCGAGAGUGAAAAGCUUGUAAUGGAUCAUAUGACAUACAUGACACAGGACAUACAGCAGAUAAUAGAACACAGAG